Messenger RNA from Pocillopora meandrina, 9227 nucleotides. NCBI's taxonomy places the organism in Eukaryota, Metazoa, Cnidaria, Anthozoa, Scleractinia, Pocilloporidae. The record is from the annotation of a GenBank genome assembly.
AUGUUUCAAAUAGGGAAUAGAAAAUUUAAAGUCAAUGUUAGUGGUGGGCAUGUCCUUUGCGGUGAUAAUUCAAGAAUGGAUGUCACAUACAGAACAGGUAGGGAAAUUUUUUUUCAAGAAAUUUGUUUCAGUUUGAAUAUGUUGAAUUAAGGGAGAUAUGUAGCAGCUAUAGAGAGUAACGAGAUCAGGUAAAUACAGUUCACUUUGGCUUAAUUAACCCUUUACACCCAAACAUCGACAUAAAUAUUCUCUAAGUGUCAUUUCCUUUAUUUCCAUAAACAUACUGUUGGAUUCAACUGUAAUUCUAAUAGGGGAAACUAGACGCUAGAGAUGAAACAGUUCAUGUACAUAUGUAUUAAAGCAAAGAUAAUAUAAAAAAAAUUAUUCAUUUUAAGUCUGUCUUAAAAAAAUUGAACCUUAAAUCCUUGAAACUUUUUUACUAUUAUUUUUAAAGGUAAUAAAACAAGAUAUCACACAUUGUCAUCAAAAUCAACUUUUGCAAAAAUUACUGGUCCAGGUAAUACAUAGUCUUAUUAUUCCAUGGUAAAAAGUGCUUACCACCCAUAAUCUUAGCUUACUGAGAAAUUUCUUAUGUUUGGUAUAUGCUGAAUUAAGAGAUUUUGGUUCCAGUCCUAGGCCAGGUGCAUCAGCUCUCUCAGUGCUGCUCUCUACCUAGUAGUAUAAAUGUGAACAGCAAAUAUUAAUUAAUAAGGAAAAUAGACAGUGUUUUCUUAUUCAGUUUAACUCUCAUCAUGUUACCUUCACAGGAGUCAUAGAUUUUCCAAUGUUGUGCGCAUAGAGAUUUCUGAUCAAAAAGUGUCAUUUUGAGAUAUUCUGAGACCCCAUAUAGUAAAAGAGGAAAAUAUAAUAGGCAUAUAUAUAUGGAUAUGUGGAAUUUUAAACUUAGAGUGCUCUAAGGUAGUCACUGUAGGUAAGGGAUCAGAGGAUCAAUAUUAUUCUCAUUGUGUGGAUUGCAGUCACAGCUCAUUACCAACAGGAGUUUUUGAUCAAUUUCUUUUCAGAUCAAUUGAUAUCAUCAAUACCUUACACUGUGUAUUCUCAACUCAGCGCACUGUUGAUAAGAGACCGAAUAGAUUUAGCAGCGAAACUCUUCAACUUGACACUAGAAGAGGCAAUAUCACUAAAAGACAACACAGACCAUGAAUGCCAUGGUAUGGAUGCAAUUUUCCAACUGAUGAAGGAACGCAACGUGAAUCUUGGCCACCUGGUGGAAGUGUUGAGGGAGAUGCAGAGGUAUGAUGCCCUUAGUGUCCUCAUUAAAGCUGGCUAUCCUGACCAUCCAGAUCUUCAUCCAAGUGUUUCAGGUACAAGCUAUAUUCAAGGGUGAAGCAUUUACCCACUGCCACAUGGGUGAAAAUUUUACACUUUGUGUAUGUAGAAUUUAAUUUUUUAUCCAGUCAAAAAAUAUCUUUUUUUCUUUUGUGUGUUCUGUUUCCCUUCUUUCAUUUUUUUGUUUUUUUUUGCAGACAAAAAAAAAUUUAUGUGAUCUCUCUUUUUCAAAACCAAAGUAGACAUAGUUUCUUGCAUAUUUGAAAUGUUUUUAAAAUAAUAGAUAAACACGAUGAUCCAACUGUCUGUUAUUGAUGUUUCUUUAUUUUCUGUUGCUGGCACUUAAUUUAAAGAUAGAAAUGACAAUGACAAUGAUUGUGUUAAUGAUGUUGAUGCAUGUAUCUUGUGCAAGAAACAACCCAUCAGAAGACUACAAUAGGACUGUUAGGAAAUUAAAAUACACCCUCAUUAUUUCAAUUCUGUUUUUGGGUUAUAAAGGAAGUGACUCAGAUUAUCAGCAUCUCUUUGGUAUCACAAAGUGAGAAACUUAAAGGAUACCCAAGGGAGCAGAUUAAAAAAAUUUCUUUUAUUAGUUAUAUUAUUUAUUAAAUAUUAUUUCAGUUAUAUUACUUUUAAGGUAGUUCUGAGAAUCAGAGGGAGCUUGUAAUCACUAUUGUCUUGUCUUGUUUCAGAGGAGGAGAGCUCAGAAGAGGUGUUAACCCUGUCGCAGAGGGGAAGUAGCCAUGUGAACCCCUGAAGACCGUACAAUUAAUGCUUUGGAGGAGCUUGUUAAUUGUUUAACUAUUUCUCAGUAAACUGUUCAUAAGUGGAAACAAAGUUUUUUGUUCAUUUUCCUCUUCAAAUUAAGUUUCUGUUGAUGUAACUGAAAUGUUGAUCUAUCUCUUAUUUAUUUAUUUAUAUUCUUUUCAAAAUUAUUGGUUUGAAUGUCAUUAUAGUUUAUUUAUCAACAUUAAUUACUAAAUGCUACAAUACUGCUUGACGCAGGCUCUGUUAUAUCUUAGCUAGAACUGAGAAUUUUCAUAGCAAAAUGUCUAAUAUAUUUAUGGCAGAAUUCCCUUGCCACAGAAUACCAGUGAGAAAUGCCAGUCCUCUAAUUGUGAAAGGAAUGGAGUUAAAAAGUCAAAAUUGUGUCAAAGAUUUUAAUCAUACACAUGUUUUACUGUGUGCUGUAAGGGUCCUCCUUUUACAAAAUUUUGGUCAACCAAAAAAAAAACAAAAAUAAUAUUAAUUUCAUGUUAGAGACAGAUUUUGACAUCAUGAUUAUACUAUUGUACCUAUAUAAAUUUGGUAAAGGUUGCCAUGGGAAUUGGACCAAAAUUUUUUUUGGCCUUUUUUUAUCCAGAAUAGACAUAAUGUAACAGCCAUCAAUAGAUUAAAACUGUUCAUCCAUGUAGUAACCUUAAUAGUGUGUUACGGAAAAAACAAACAAAUAAAGAUGCAAACAAAAGAAGUUAAAAAAUACAAAAGCAAUCAAACUUAAAAAAAGUCACAAAAUAGGAAAAAAUUAUUCUUGUAAAGAUAAAUUAGGUAAUUUACCUCCUUUAAAAUACUUCAUUGUGCAUCAACUGAUAGUUAGCCUUAUCUAUAAAUAAAAUGAGUUGACAUUUUUCCUCUCAGAGUUGUUCACUUUGACUUUCUUACUGUAAUUCAUGAAAAUGAAUUAAAGGCUUGCAGUCUUCUCUAAUACUAAUAUUUGUAUCUCAGUAUGGCAUGACCUUCACUAUUUACUUGUUUUCCCCAUUGCAACGUACUGUGGCUGCAAGGAAACUGUUGCAAAUGAGAUGCAAAUUAGGUUUUUCAGCCCACAAUGGCAUUUCAUGGUUCCUACCCCAUCAACUGUUAAUUUUGGAUACUUAUAUCUACAUGUUGUUUAUUCAAACAAGUUUAUUCAAAGAAGUUUUAUGUGAAUUUUAUUUGUGUUUGUAUUGCUCUAUGUGAAAUGUUGAGCACAGGUCGAGUAACACCUUUGCAAAAUUUGUGGAAAGCAGCAGAUUUGUUUUAAUUCUAUAAGUUGCCAUAAAACUUAGGUUUUCAUAUUUUCAAAGUAUAUUGUGAACUUUCUACCGUCGUCUUAAGUUUGAAUUAGCACACAAUAAUUAAAUUUAGAACUCAACAGAGAAUGACAAUUAUAAUCUUAUGAUGAAUGAAAUUUUGAGAUUUAAUGAGAUCAAAGUUUUAAACAGAAUUAAUGGGGUAGCAAACUAUGAAUAAUCCACUUUCUCAUGUAAAUUUCAAACUUUUUUUGAUACAACGCUUUUUUUUAUGUUUUGGCUAGAAGGUUAAAUUUAACAGCAUUAUGCGCAACUUUAGCGCUUACAAUAUGAGCCAAUAUAUAGAAACAUGCACACAUACAUACAGACAAAGAAUUAAUGACGUUAACUGUCAGAAUGUCUUGAAAUAAAACACUGGAGAAUAUCAUUCCAUUUUCACUCAGGACUUUGAAACUGAAAGAUUCUGUUAAGUCGAAAAAUGUUAGUUCGCCCACGCCUGGCUACAUAAAGUCUGAAGGCAUUUUAAGGCUAAAAAUACAAAUGACAACUCAGAGGGGCUUUACCCAUUUGCACUUUCGAAAUGAGAGGAUAAAAAGGUCUUUUCACAGAUUAGGAAAAAUAAAAUUACCAUAUAUAUGUGAGAGAAAGAAGAGAUUUUUAAGUCCUAGUCGAGCCAAAAGCUGGGCUUAUUUCUAUACCUACAGUGCUGGACUUGCAAGUGUAAAGAUCAUAUUUUAAAUACGUAAGUGUCAUGAACAAAAACCUUUAUUACUGUUCGAAUAUGUUGAUAUUAGUUUGUUUCUAUAUCUUAUCGUUCGUGAUAGAAAUUGCAAACUUUCCUCUUGACUUCAAACAAUUGAAGCAAGAUUUAGAACUAUCCAAUGUCAGCCAUGACUGAGAUCAUCAAAAGGCUGAGGUAUCGCGCAGCAAAGUCUACUCAGUGUUACUUAAAUUGAUCACGAAAGCGAGUUUUACAGUUUCCCUAAUAGUUCGGAUUGAUUUCGAAGUACUGAUCACAAAUGUAUAUUUUUUUUCAUUCCUGUUGUUCUUUACCCAUUUUCUGCUGUUUUAGGUCUUUGUGUUUCAUCAUUUUUAAGAUGCACAAUUGUGCGAACAAACUUUUAUAUUGCAAUUACAAGGUCUUCAUAUAUCGCGACAGGGGAUUACUAAAAAUAGUCAUUUUCACUUUCUAUAUUCGUCGUAUCCGCGAGGUAUCGGCUGAGGUAUCGCGCAGCAAAGUCUACUCAGUGUUAUUUAAAUUGAUCACGAAAGCGAGUUUUACAGUUUCCCUAAUAGUUCGGAUUGAUUUCGAAGUACUGAUCACAAAUAUAUUUUUUUUAAAUUCCUGUUCUUCUUUACCCAUUUUCUGCUGUUUUAGGUCUUUACGUUUCAUCAUUUUUGAGAUGCACAAUUGUGCGAACAAACUUUUAUAUUGCAAUUACAAGGUCUUCAUAUAUCGCGACAAGGGAUUACUAAAAAUAGCCAUUUUCACUUUCUAUAUUCGUCGUAUCCGCGACGCAUCUUCUUUACAAGUUUCUAACCCACUGUUUAUUUUGAUCUGCGUCCAAAAAGCGUAAUUAAAAAAUGGGAAUAAAUAAUCACCAGUAGGAGUGAGACAAAGUGACUUGCUUGCGAAAGAAACUCUUCCCGUAAAAGAAGAGGAUUAAAAUGCUUCCCUCGCGACUACAUUUUGCGUAAUGAUUUUCAAAGCAGUAAAAGAUUUCUUACUUUUAACUGUAGUGGUGAAAGUGAAAGUAGUUCAAGCCGGAAUUGAUUCGAUGAUUAAAGCUUUUUUAGGACGGUACUUUAUCGGUCUGCUAUCAUUUAUUAUGAACACAGGAAUAGCAUAGAUCUCAGAACUUCCGUUUGAUGGCAGACGCUGCAAUUUGUUUGGCUACGUUACUCGCGGUCUAUCUCAUGUUGAAUGAGUAAUCUGAUAGUGUGCGAAUUUGAACAAAAUUAAAUAAAAACACGAACUUGUCGUGAUGUUAAUUUCGAUUAACUGAUUUCUUUUGUAAAAUUAGAUUAUUCCUGCGAAAUUUAUAUGCGUGAUAGUUGAUUCGGUCCACGUCCUUUCUCGUCAACUAUCACCUCAAUAGAAUUAUCGAGGUCAUAAUAUAAUCCUUAAAUAGUAAGUGCGUUGGAAUAGCCUUGGUCCAUUGCACAAAUUUUCUCUAGUUGUGCUGAGCAUCGCAAAUCCACUGAUUUCUCAAAGAAAAAGAGUCGCAAAAGCAGGAACGAUGUUAUCAAUAUCCUCACCAGUAGGAUAAUAACUUUCACCAGCCAUAUUGGUUAUUCAAAGUUAGAAUAGUGUUUGAAAACGGACAUUUUUCUAAUAAAGCAAUUUCAAUGAGCGGCAUGAUGAUAAUAAUAAACACAAAACAAAACAAGUACAUGUGAUUACAUGCUUACGAGUGCAAUUUGAUGUAAAUAAGCACGUGUACAUUUGUAGUCUUUGAAAAUUUGUCAAGUGCUUAUUUCACCAAAUUGAUUGUAAGAGAAAUGAUGUUACUACUUGUCAAUAGUGUACAAGAAAAAACAUCGCAGAAAGUCAUAACAGACGAAAUUUCAAAAGCUUACGCGCGCUGUUUGACAUUUGCACUCGUGUUACAACUUUGCACCCGCGUUACAUGAAAAUACACUUGUUUUCAGCUAAUCAGAAGCGCAUAAUUUUUUCAUGUACAUUAAAAGUAUAAUUCAUGCCAUUUGUAUUACAAUUUUGUCUCCUAGUGUUGACAAAGCUGAUGGCUGGGCUCCUACAAGGUACACUGAUGCUGCUUUAUACUUCCUAGACUUUUUUAAACGAAAGAGGCUUUCCACGCAAAUCAUGAGAAUACACAGCUAGGCGUAGAAAAAAAAACCACUUUGCUUCAGUUUCUUCCUUAAAGGAAACACUACUACAUUGUUUGAGGAAAGCCUCUCUGUUGUAACGAAUUGUCGCGUUACAACUGAAAACUAUAAGUGUAACCAUAAAAUUUGAACGAACUUCAUUGAUCGUAGCAUGCGAGCAGCCCUUACCAUUAACGCUGAUAGACACAAGUUUCUCCUCCCAAGGGAAAAUUUCAGAUGAGUCGGAUAGAGAUUAGCUGGGAGUCUGGCGCUAAUAAUGUUAGACCCUUCGAGGAUCGACCCCUCGUUGGCUCGUGUUGUUCAAGGCUUCCCACUUUCCCGCGGGCGAAGAAACGCUCGCGCCGAAGCUCCAGUAACGAGGGCUUUUUUGUACGCUACAUUAAUCGAUAGCCCUCUUCUGAUAUUUGUAUUUGCCUUUUUUUUUUUUUUUUUUUUAGCAACACAAGGAAAAUACUCAGUAUUCGUUACUGGGGGAAACGUCAAUGUUGGUUACAGAUCGCGAAUGACUUGUUACUCCGGGCAGCGAAGAGGUAUUGCUAAGAAUUAAAGAGUCGUACUAUGAUUUAGCUACUUGGUUUGGACAAUCUCUAUUGAUUCUAAAAUAGACAAAAAAGUAAAACAAAACAAAUCAAAAAGCAAACAAAAUGUAGGAAUAAUUCCAAAUGAUACUAACAAUAUUACUAGUAUUUAUGAUGUAUAUAAUGAUUAUGAUUAUAUUCAUAAAAAUACUGAUAAUAAUACAAAACGAAAACAAAAACAGAAAUAAAUGUCAGAUAUGUGAAAAACUGAGCAUUUUUUUUUUUUUUUUUGUAACAGCAAGCUACUCCACCGGUCCAUCAGUAAGAACAACUACAGAAAGAAUCACAGGCCCCGGUGAGAAUGUUUUCGUAAACCGUUAAACCCUUAAACCUCUAAGAGUGACUGGUUUCUACUUUCUCCUCACAGUAUCAUCCUUGAAUCAAAUAUGAAGGUCAUGAGAAUAAAGGAAAUGAUCACCAAUUUAAGAAGCUCCUGAUUGUCUGACAAAUUCUCCUUGUCAAUUCCAGAAGAAAUGUAAAAAGAAAAGUGCCAAGAAUAUAAUGACUAAUAUUAACUUGUAAACGUAUAACAUGACAGUUUUGUGUGGUUGCUGAGAUAUGCAUUUUUGGAAACAAAUUCAUGUAACUCGAAAUUACUAACAUUUUUGUAAGGCAUUGACCUUACAAAAACUGUUUUGACGCAACCGAAGUAAACUUCGAAACUUUUAUUUGCAUAAAAUAACAUCUUACUUUUAUUUCUUUUUCUGUCAAAGCACAAUUUCCUGACAUUUAUUAAAUUACUUAAGUCUAUAAGCAAAUGAAAACGUUUUGUCGCAUAUAUAUAUAUAUAUAUAUAUACAAGAAAAUUUAACCGCGUGUUCUAGAACUUUUCAAAAAGGACGUAAUUUGAAUGUAACACUUAAGCGCGUUUGGGGUAGAAUAAACAAUAAUUGAAAAAUUUCGCUUAUUCAAGAAAGGAUGUAGGCAUCUUUCAUCUUAAAUCGAGGAAACAUCAAGCAAAAAGAUAAGUUACCUCGAAUCACGAUAAAUAUGAAUACUCACCUUUAUUAAUUCUUUGGGUUUUUUUUGUUCUUGUGUUUGUUGUUUUUUUCGUUUUUGUCGUUGUGUUAGUUUGUUUUUGUUUUAAUUUUACAUUGGUUGUGUGUGUUAUUCAGAGCAACUAUUGAAAGAUGUCCCAAGUUCAACUCUCAGCGAGCUUGUUAUGUUGCUGAACAACCCUAGCCCCCUCAGAAACAAUUGGAAAGCCAUGGCGGCCGAGAUGUCUUUGAGCUUUCAAACAGUACAAAGUUUAGACUACUAUGGUGCGGAUGGAAUGAUGAAUGGGGUGCUCGAGAUAAUGUUUCAAAGAGCAAAAACAGUCCGGCACUUAGUGGAUAUGCUGAGGAAUAUCCAAAGGCCUGAUGUCAUUGCAAUCUUGGUUAAAGCUGGUUUGCAAGAGGGCGACGUACACCUAAUAGAUUUGAGUGGUAUGAAGAUGCAAAUCUAGUAUUUUUGUAAAAGUAUUUUUUUUCGUUAUUUUUAAAUAUUAUUCACUUCGGUGAAUAAUUGUUAAAACAAUUAUUGACCGAAGUGGAGGUGAAUAAUUGUUUUUGUAUAUACUACACAGAGACCAAAAUUGUUGGAAAUUAAACUGUCGACGCGCGAUUUUACGGAAUUUGAUAUUUGAAAAUCUAAUUGACUCCGUCUCAGAUUCAAGAAAUCUCCAUGAGAAGAUGCCUUCGGCUGCUUGAAGGUGAACAGUACUUGCUAACCACUUCCGAACUAGCCAAUCAGCUUGCGCGAAAAGUGCUAUUCGUCCGUGUGGUCUAUACUAAUUGUAAACAAUUUUUCACCGAGGUGAAGGUGAAUUUUCACCAUUUUAACCGUCACUGAGGUAAAUAAUUGUUUUAGGAUACGCUAGAGAGAUACCAAAAACUUAGUUUAUUUCUUUCAAGAUAUAACUAAAAACGGUCAGAAAUUAAACUCCUGACUCGCGUUUUUGUCUCAUACGCUGUUCUGCUAUUAACUUCUACAAACUUGUGGAACUAUGGGUUGUGGGUUAGAUAUUCAAUGUCUUAUUCUUAAUUAUUCUGUCGUAGAUGAUGCAAACACAGAAGACCUCAGUAACGACAAUGUCUCUCGUGUAACCAUAAAGACAACCAGCUCAACUAACUCCAUUGAUCACAAGCAAUCAAGUGGCCACACGCAUGCAUUAUGGGAAAACCCUAGCAAGGACACACCACGCCAAGGCAGUGUACCCGAAUCCUCAAAUGUUACAAAUAGCCGUAGGAGUCUUCAAGAGCCGUUAGACAACACCAUUCCCCGUGUUGAAUCAGACGGGGCGCCCUUCGGUACAGCUCUGGGUGUCUGCGUCGUGCCAGUAAAUAUCACCGCUGAUGAAAGACAUAAAGAGGAAGUUGUGGCACUUGAACGUCAAGAUUUUAAAAAUUCUAUUAUUUAUAGAAUAAUUAGGUUAAUAGUGGUCACUUAUUCCGUGUUACGUGAUAGCUUCAGCUUAGGGUCGAGGCAGAAGCACAUUGUAUCAAGUUGUGUAUAG